This is a messenger RNA of Dromiciops gliroides (monito del monte), 2000 nucleotides long. RefSeq names its product lymphotoxin beta receptor (gene LTBR). NCBI's taxonomy places the organism in Eukaryota, Metazoa, Chordata, Mammalia, Microbiotheria, Microbiotheriidae. The record is from RefSeq and is a predicted model, not a curated record. Gene Ontology annotation, biological process: hematopoietic or lymphoid organ development; immune response; positive regulation of canonical NF-kappaB signal transduction. Gene Ontology annotation, molecular function: ubiquitin protein ligase binding.
AGCAACAGGAGCCUGGGAGGCCAGGCCCGCCCGCUCCCUGCGGCCCCCUGGGGCCACCUCAAGGCCCCCCUGCCUAUUCCCCUCCUUGGGGCUCUGGAACUUGCCUGCUCAGGGUUCCUCUUCCAGGCCUUUUGCAAGUCCUGACUUCCCCUGCCCUCCCCCUCCCCUCUCGUAUGGACGCCAUGCGCCUGUCCCCUGCCUGUUCCCUUCAGGGCCUGGUCUGGGGCCCUCUCAUCCUAGGCCUCUUUGGGCUUCUGGCUGGCCAUCAAAUCAGACAAGGGCCUCCAGAUGACAAGUGUGGAGACAAGGGCUAUUAUGACAAACACCAGGUCUGCUUCCGCUGCCCUCCAGGUAUGUUUGUCAGUGAGUUUUGUGAUGGACACCGAAAUACCACGUGUACUGAGUGCGAAUCGGGCUCCUAUAAUGAAUUCUGGAACCACAUCGGUAAAUGCCAACUUUGCCGCAGCUGUGAUGAAGUGCUAGGCUUUGAGGAGAUAGCUCCCUGUAAUGCCAGCAAGAAAACACAAUGUCGAUGCCGCCAGGGAACGUACUGCCCCAACCGGGGUAAUGGCUGUGAACACUGUGAGGCGCUCAGCUCCUGCCCACCAGGCACAGAGCCUGAACUUACAGGCAGGAUUGGAGAGUCUGACAACAAAUGUGUUCCCUGUAGCAGUGGAUACUUCAAGAACAUAUCCUCUCCUGACGUUCGGUGCCAACCUCAUACCAAUUGUGAGGCACAGGGCCUGGUGACUGCUGUUCCUGGUACUGCCGAAUCUGAUGCCAGAUGCCAUAUCUCACCUUGGAAGAUACCAGGGACAAUUUUGCUGCUAUCUAUCCUGGUCCCCAUGGCUUCCAUUCUACUCCUUAUCAUUGUCUUCUCCUGUGCCUGGAAGAGACACCCCUCUCUCUGCCGGAAACUAGGGUUGCUACUCAAGAGGAGACCCGAGGAGGAUCUGAAUUCUCCCCCAAACCGGAAUGUCCCUAUCACCACAAAGUUCCCUGACUUGGUAGAAGCAUUCCUGAAUUCUUCAGGAAAUGCACCUCUGGUUCCUGAUGGACUUCUUCCUCCACCAGCAUUGGAAACAGAAAUCCUACAUCAACAAAAUUUCAUGGGCCCUGGCAGAGAGCAGGGCCCAGAGCCUGGGGAACAGAGCCAGGAGCUGCCCCCAGGUACCAAUGGUAUCCAUGUCACAGGUGGUUCAGUCACUGUCACAGGCAACAUCUAUAUCUAUAAUGGACCAGUCUUAGGAGGAGCACGGGGACCAGGAGACCCUCUACUUCCCCCUGAGCCCCCUUACCCUAUCCCAGAGGAGGGUACCCCAAAUUCUCUGGGCUUCACUGGACCACACCAAGAGGAUGGCAAGGCCUGGCAUCUAGCUGAGACUGAGACCAUGGGAUGUCAUGACCACUAGCUGAGGAUGAAGGAAUUCCAAUUUGCUGAGUAUUCCUGAAAGUGCCUGAGGGAAGCAGAGAAGAGCCAGAGCACGAUCUCACCUGAGGCAGUCUCACUUGCACAGGAUUUAUAGGGGGUCUUACUUAAAGCCCCCUGGGAAAGCAGAGUCACCAUUGGGUCGAAUCAGAGAUACUGCUAAGGGUGAAGUGUCUACUAUGGGUAUUGGACAGCUGUGAAUGCCCUACCAAGGGACUCUAGCACCUACCAGGGCAUCAAAGGACAUUCUAGUCCUUAUCAGGGACUUGUCCAUACCAGCUGUGGACACUGUGAGGACACCUGAUGCCAACUCCUGCCUGCCUAGUGGUUCUGCCACACACACCACCACCACUACCACCAAGCACAGAAUGGAUACUGGCCUUGAGGCAUUCCCAUCCCAUGACUGCUGGGAAACUGAACAUUCAUCCCAACCCCUGAGCCUCAGGGACCCAAGGGGUGGGAUAAGUGUCUCUCCAGGGACUUUGGCAGAGCUAGCCUGGAAAUGAGGUCAAGUGGAAGAACUCUCCUAGAAGAAAAGGUGUCCCAGUAAAGUGGGGGUGAGGGGUUUAGA